Molecule: messenger RNA, 2517 nt
Organism: Ylistrum balloti
Lineage: Eukaryota; Metazoa; Mollusca; Bivalvia; Pectinida; Pectinidae
Product: mucin-3A-like
Exons: 10
Coding region: 267-1991 (574 amino acids)
Molecular function (GO): serine-type endopeptidase activity
Source: RefSeq, a predicted model, not a curated record
ACUGUCAACCUCUUUGGAUCAACAGCGUCCAUAAUUUCACCCCAAGGGAGUGUUGUGCUAUUUCCGGAAGUCUAGGAAGCGUUGCGAUUUGUCGUAAUCGUCGGGCGUGGCAACAUUGUACUCUAUACACAUCACAUGUUUGUAAAGUGUAUGCGAGGAAUUCACGUUUAAAGUCAGUCGGGAUACACACAUUGCUCAGGGAAUCCGCAGAAUACCUGUGGCCUCGUUUAAUUGAUGCUAUUUCGCCGAAUCUGGACAGUAUCAGCAUGACCCUGACAUUGUGUGCACUGUUUCUCCUCCUCAGCAUCCACGGUGCCUGGGUAAGUUGUCAAUGUGAUAACUCGCCCCGGGUCAUUCAUUUCACUCUCUUCGAGACAAGAAGCUUCCCAAGCCCUGGGUACCCGGUAAACUAUGGCAAUAAUCUAAGCUGCGUUUGGAUUUUCGAGCCAGAUAAUGCGAUGGACUACUUCUUAAUACGGCUGAAGGAUGUCAACGUUGAUUGUAGAGGGGAUAUGAUCCAGAUAACGACUUAUCAGUCGGACAUAGACAAAAUUCAGUUUUGUGGGUAUGCUACAACAAGUUACACCUACAGACGGCCCGGACGACAGGAGGUAACGUUCAUAACCGAUGAUACACAAAAAAGUCGAGACACGGGGUUCCGGAUUGAAGUCACCAGUAUUCCGAAUGGAAAAACAGGUUUCACUGUCUGUCCAGAGAAGGAAGAAAUCGAGCUUGAAGCUGAAACAUAUGCUAAAGCGUUAACGUCACCAAAUUACCCUGAAAAAUAUCCUUCAAAACAAACAUGUCGUUGGAGGAUAUUGUCUAAAGCUGGAUACAAAAUCAGAAUCGUUAUAAAGUUAGUAGACAUUGAAUACGGAUUUACGCAUUCGCUUCAUCCAGUUGAUUACUUACAGAUAUACUAUGUAACAGACCAUCCUGUGCCACCAAAGCGGUACUCUGGACGUUGGAAUUUUGAACCAGUUAAAGACAAUGUCAUUAUAUCCACGGGUGAUGUUGACCUGACGUUUGUAACUGACUCUGAUACCAGUUACUCCGGAUUCAUUCUUUAUUACGAAUUGGUAGGAUUAAUGGCGGAAUCGCUAACCUCAACCAAAAUCCCGACGUCUAUUACGGAAUUAGCGUCUACAUUUGAGACAGAAACCACCGAAAACCCGGCGUCUAUUACGGAAUUAGCGUCUACAUUUGAAACAGAAACCACCGAAAACCCUGCGUUCACAUCGGAACUUGCGAACAAGUCGGCGUCUACAGUGGCGUCAGGAACUACCGAAGAUUCGGUGUCUACAUCGGAGUUUGGAACCACGAAAAACCUGGCGUCUACGCUGGAGUCAAGCGCUACUGAAAACACGGCGUCUACACUGGAUUAUGAGACUACUGCAACCCCAGAGACUACAUCAGAGUAUGCAACUACAAAUAAUCAGGAGAUAAUUUUGUCGACAGCAGUUGAUGUAUCUAUAACACAGAGUGCAAUGCCGACUUCCGUUGAUUUAACAUCUACAUUGAAGCAAACGGUACCAUCAGACGACGGGAUGCAUACAACAGAAGUCAAUAUUUCUACGACAGAGGGUAUGAUACCUCUACGGGGGGACGUUUCAUCUACAUCGUAUGAUAGGAUAACAACAAAAGUAACACCAGUCACAUCUGUUGGGAAUCGUUUGAAUAAAAAUUAUUCAGAAAUUACAGAAACACAAGUCUCUGACGUCUGGGAUAUACAUGUUUCACCAAAUGGCACCAAACCGGGCGUCAAGACCAACACAGAAAAUGACAUAGAAAGUACAGGUCCAGUAUUACCCCAAUAUGUAACCGAAAAACAAGUAGAAGGACAGACGAAUUCUUGUAAGUUGUUAACCUGUGUGGUUCCCGUCCUAGUCUCCAUUCUACUCCUGUUGUCUGUACUGUGUGUAGUAGCAGCGGCACUUUGUGUAACCCAGACUCGUAAAAGAGACAUGUACCAAAUGAGGGAAAGAAUAUAAGACUCUUUUCUAUAUGGGUAUGUAGGAUAGGGAUAUUCCACCCGUGGGGUCAAAAAUAUGGUAAAACCCGAGGCUUGCGAUCCCGAGGGUGGAAUAUCCGUAUCCUACAAACCCAUAUAGGAAAGAGUUUUUUUCUCUCAUUUAUAAUCUCAUAUUAUCAAAUAUUUGCACUCACCUCGUGGUAGCCAUCACUGGACGCCGCCAUUUUUUAAUGAUUCUAUUUUUUUUCUUGGGUUAUAUACAUGAAAAGAAUUGCUGAAAUAGAUUCUCCAUCGCCGAAUUUUGCAAGCUAUGUUUGCGGUCGAAAACAUAAUAUGGAUAGUGAAUGUAAACUUCCAACGUCAGUGUUUAACUGUUUUUUCUUCAAGCGGGCUGGGUCAAAUACCCUGUCAAAUAUGUCACCCAGAGACAUGCAUACGCGUUCAAAUAUAGUGCCUUAAAACACGCAAUAAAACAACACUUUUCUUUUUAAUAUUUACUAUUGUUCAAUGUAUAAUAUAUCAUAUACACAUUUAACAUUUUUGAA